Messenger RNA from Scleropages formosus (Asian bonytongue), 3273 nucleotides. RefSeq names its product synapsin-3-like. The coding region runs from base 137 to 1747 and encodes 536 amino acids. The record is from RefSeq and is a predicted model, not a curated record. Gene Ontology annotation, cellular component: synaptic vesicle membrane; synaptic vesicle. Gene Ontology annotation, biological process: neurotransmitter secretion. Gene Ontology annotation, molecular function: ATP binding. Lineage: Eukaryota; Metazoa; Chordata; Actinopteri; Osteoglossiformes; Osteoglossidae. The transcript is spliced from 14 exons.
CUCGGGAGUCUCGCGCAGGGCGGGCGGCGCUCGAGCGCGAACGAGCUGAAGACAGAAGGGCUACGGUACGCACAGCACAGCACAGCGCUCACGAGGAGUGCGACCUGUUCCAGAAGCCCCCCUGACCACCAGCACCAUGAACCACCUGCCCCAGCCUGUGCCUGACGAGAGUUUUGUGGCAAACCUGCCCAAUGGCUGUGCGGUCGACCUGCAGCCCCCCAACAGCACCUCCAUCUCCCCCGCACCCCAUGACCAUGGCCAGGUGGACUCACACCCUGGCCCUUCUUCAUCUGCUUCCUCCAUCCUCAGUUCCUUUCCCGGUGUGGUCAAGACUGCCCAGACCGUUCAGAAUGCACGCGAGACCGAGCCGCAGCCGUCGCCACCCGAACCAUCCAAGCAAACCUCCGCAAAGGCCAUCCCGCCUGUGGCCACCCUGGUGCCGCUGGUGCCACGCAAGACCAAGAUCCUCCUUGUGAUCGAUGAGCUGCAUACAGACUGGACUAAGUACUUCCGUGGCAGGAAACUGAACGGUGAAUACGAAAUCAGAGUGGAGCAGGCCGAGUUUUCAGAGAUCAGCCUCACAUCCUGUGUCAGUGGGGGAUGUGUGAUUGACAGGCAGCUAAUGAGAGGCGGGAACAAAGUAGUCAGGUCUUUUAAACCAGACUAUGUUUUGGUUCGCCAGCAUGCUUACAGUAUGAGCCCAGUGGAGGACUUCCGCAAUCUCGUGAUUGGCCUUCAGUAUGGAGGUGUCCAAAGUGUCAAUUCGCUCCUUUCCAUCUAUAACUUCUGUAGCAAACCAUGGGUGUUCUCUCACAUGAUCAAACUCUUUCAUUCACUGGGCCCUGAGAAAUUUCCUCUGAAUGAACAAACCUUCUAUCCCAACCAUAAGCAGAUGGUCACCUCACCAGCAUUUCCAGUGGUUGUGAAGAUGGGACAUGCCCACUCAGGCAUGGGAAAGGUCAAAGUUGGAACUGAUGCCGAAUUCCAGGACAUGAGUGCUGUGGUCGCUCUGGCAGGAACCUACGCCACUUCAGAGCCUUUCGUUGACUCCAGGUUUGACAUCAGGAUCCAGAAGAUUGGCAAUAAUUACAAGGCCUACAUGAGGAAAUCCAUUUCAGGCAACUGGAAAGCCAACAUGGGUUCUGCGAUGCUGGAGCAGAUUGCCAUGACGGAGAGGUACCACCUGUGGGUAGACGCCUGCUCCCAGAUGUUCGGGGGAUUGGACAUCUGCGCAGUCAAGGCAGUGCGUGGAAAAGACGGCAAGGAUUACAUCAUUGAGGUGAUGGACAGCUCCAUGCCCCUGAUAGGGGAGCACGUGGAAGAAGACAGGCAGCUCAUCAGUGAGCUUGUGGUGAACAAGAUGACUGCUGCUCUCCUGGGCUCCUCACCACCUGACACACCCCUUGCAAAGGUGCAGGCAGACCCCCAGCUGAGCCCACCCAGAAAGGCCCAUGGUGGCCCCCGAUCAGUGUCCACAUUGUGCUGCCAGUGGGCCAAGGGCUUCCCCCUGCGCGCCCGUUCGGCCUCUACCUCUCCCAGCCAAGGCUUCCAGCCCGGACCUCUUCCGGCACCAUCGGGCCCGAGAAGAGGCACCCAAAGACAGGCGCCUCAGCUAAACAAGUCCCAGUCGCUCAGCAGCAGCCUGAGCGUCAGCGAAAGCCCAUGGGGUAGCGCCAGCGAAGAUGAGGCCAAAGCCGAGAGUAUCCGCAGCCUCAGACAGUCCUUCGCAGAGCUCUUCUCUGAUUAGUUCCAUGGCAGCCUGUGGGGGCUCCUCAGCCAAGAGGAAACAGCUGCUUCUGCAUGUCCUCAGCUUCAGCACCACUGCAGGGGACAGCGCCUGUUGCAUCAAAAAGACACUGGAUGCUUCGUGGGCUCAUCAAGGCCUCGGGGCCAUGAACCUUCUGAACCAUUUUAGUGAGGAACGACGCUUGGGCAGUAUUGAUCAAACCCGAUACAACGUAAAAUUUGUAUGCAUUAAUAUUAACUCAUUGAUUGGUAAGUGAUCAGAAAUGCCAGGACUAAGAGUCAGGUGGAACAUGCCCCCUUUCUUCUUAGAAGAGGUAUGCAUACGUUUUAAUGAAAUUUGCAUUCUUCUCGUGGGAAUAAACUAAACACAUCACAGGCAAAAGAACUGGUAAAUUUCUGCAUUCAUCAGUUUAUAAAGGUGGAAUAUUGGUACAUUUGGCUUUGGGCAGUCUUCCGUCACAUUUCAGCGGUCCCUUUACGAUUACAUAUUCACAGUUAUGAUAAUGUAUGCACUAUAUGCUGAAUUUAAGUUUUAAUAUACACCGUUUAUGCAGCUGACAGCUUGGGAGAAGUCUGUCUCUGAGCCAUACCUGAUCACCAGAUGCUUCAUAAUGAGAAGAAAAGUUGUGCUGUGCUUCACAAUUUCACAGCUGGUGACACCCUGCGAGGCCUUAAUUUGGGAUGUGCCUGUGUUCCUUUCAUCAUUGUGGAACUCUGCUUCCUAGCAGGAUGUGAACACUUCCUGUCCUUUCUGAAUGUGGUAGCAGUGAACGUGAAUAUCAUAAAGUCACGUUGAGUAGCAACUAAAGCCAUCAGGCUGUGCUCCAAGGACUUGGCUUUGAACCCCAGCUCCUGCUGUUGUUCCCUUCAGUGCUCAGUGCUCAUACCUUCAGCUGCUACAGUGCAUAUUUCCCACUUGGAUGAAUGAGUAAGCAAUUAUAAGUGGCCUGUAAUCAAAAUUGAAAACUGUAUGUCGCUUUGCAAACAGUUUAUAGAAUUAAUGCCGAUGAUAUCAUUACCUUUGAGAUACAAGAAACCGGAGGCUAUUUAAAAUGACUGGAAAUAAAAAAUGCAUUGUCUCUAUGAAACUCCUAUUCAAUACCAGUUGCUGACCAGUUUGUCUUGCCAACACGAGCGCUGGUUCUCACGUUAUUACCGAGAAAUGCCUAAGUGCCAGGCAUGAGUUGUAAACACCAUGAAGGCAAGUUUAAAUAAGGUGGCCCUACAGCCCUGUUUCGUUUGGUCACAUUUGAUGAACAUCUGUGAGCUGCGUGUCACCCCACACGUCACACACGUCGCUCCACAGCAAAGAGUAUUUUAGAAGAAAACAGUGUUCAAAAUAAACUCAAUCAAAAAUACAUAACAUGGCUCAGAGUUUCCCUGCUAUUGUCGCGUGUCUCUGCAAUGUCUACAUUUGAUUGAGUUUGACCAAAAUUACACACAUUAUUAGGUGUUUUUUUGUUCUACUGACGUAAGUCUGGCUUCUGUUUGUGUGUCGUGUGUUUUCAAUGUGUUGCCCAAACUUUG